CCGAUAGUGUCAUCACUAUUUCGUAUCCAUCUUGACAAAUUUUUUGCAAUAAAUACACCAAAAAAGUUAACAAAUAUCAGCAUUACGGAUAACAAAUCACCACAAAAAUAUCUGGAAAACAACGAGCAUGGGCAGCAACGACAGAGCAUCGAGAUCGCCGCGUUCAGAUGAUCAGCGAGAGAUCAGCGAUAUGCCGGUCACGAAAAGAUCGCGCUCCGACUCGGGCAAGUCCACGGAUUCGAAAAUUCCCUACCUUUCGCAGCCGUUGUACGAUCUCAAGCAGACGGGCGAUGUCAAGUUCGGUCCGGGCACCCGUUCGGCGCUUCUUGGCCUGCUUGGAGGCGCCCUGCCCAAGCUCUCGUCGGAGCAGCACGACCUGGUCAGCAAGGCUAAGAAAUACGCCAUGGAGCAGAGCAUCAAGAUGGUGCUCAUGAAGCAAACGCUGGCACACCAGCAGCAGCAGUUGGCCACUCAACGCACUCAGGUUCAGAGGCAGCAGGCUUUGGCCCUCAUGUGCAGAGUCUACGUGGGCAGCAUUUCAUUUGAACUCAAGGAAGAUACCAUUCGCGUGGCCUUUACGCCGUUUGGCCCCAUCAAAUCGAUCAACAUGUCCUGGGAUCCCAUCACGCAGAAGCACAAGGGAUUCGCCUUCGUGGAGUACGAGAUACCCGAGGGCGCCCAGUUGGCGUUGGAGCAGAUGAACGGAGCCCUGAUGGGCGGCAGGAACAUCAAGGUUGGCCGACCCAGCAACAUGCCACAGGCCCAGCAGGUGAUCGAUGAGGUGCAGGAGGAGGCCAAGAGCUUUAACCGCAUCUACGUGGCUUCCAUUCAUCCCGAUUUGUCUGAGGAGGACAUUAAGAGCGUCUUCGAGGCCUUCGGACCGAUACUUUACUGCAAGCUAGCCCAGGGCACCUCACUGCACACGCACAAGGGAUACGGCUUCAUCGAGUAUGCCAACAAACAGGCCAUGGACGAGGCCAUUGCCAGCAUGAAUCUCUUUGAUCUGGGUGGACAGUUACUGAGAGUGGGUCGCUCUAUUACCCCGCCGAAUGCCCUCGCCUGUCCCACAACGAACUCCACAAUGCCCACGGCCGCGGCAGUGGCAGCAGCGGCGGCGACGGCCAAGAUCCAGGCUUUGGAUGCCGUGGCCAGCAAUGCAGUGUUGGGCUUGUCCCAGAACACGCCCGUCAUGGCAGCCGGAGCGGUGGUAACCAAGGUGGGCGCCAUGCCGGUUGUUUCGGCAGCCACAUCAGCGGCUGCCCUGCAUCCUGCUCUGGCUCAAGCGGCGCCUGCCCUUCUCCCGCCCGGAAUAUUCCAGGCACCCACUCCAGUGGCUCCCAGUUUGCUGGGCGUUCCAGCCGGCUUGCAGCCCCUUCAGACGGUGGUGCCUACUCUUCCGCCACCAGCUCUUCUGGCCACGCCCACUAUGCCCAUGACUGUCGGAGGCGUUGGUGUGGGAAUCGUGCCCACAGUGGCCGCUUUGACGGGCGUGGAGGCCAGCAAUGGAGCCGCGGCUGCUGCCGCACUCUCGUCAGCUGCGAAUAAUGCCGCUGUCACGGCAGCAAGCCUUUCAGAGAACAUCAAGAAGGCGCACGAGAAGCAGCAGGAGGAGCUGCAAAAGAAACUGAUGGACGAGGGCGAUGUGCAGACGCUGCAGCAGCAGGAAAACAUGUCCAUCAAAGGCCAGAGCGCCCGGCAGCUGGUGAUGCAGCGGUUAAUGCGGCCAGUGGAGUCACGGGUAAUCAUCCUGCGAAACAUGGUUGGUCCCGAGGAUGUGGACGAGACCCUGCAGGAGGAAAUCCAGGAAGAGUGCAGUAAAUUCGGCACCGUUAGUCGGGUAAUCAUCUUUAACGAGAAGCAAACAGAAAACGAGGACGACGAUGAGGCGGAGAUCAUUGUAAAGAUCUUUGUAGAGUUCUCGGCAGGAGUGGAGGCGAUGCGAGGAAAGGAAGCACUCGACGGAAGAUUCUUUGGCGGCCGGAAAGUUGUGGCCGAGCUUUACGAUCAGGGCAUCUUCGAUCAGGGAGAUCUGUCCGGCUAGAAGGGAGAACUGGGUCCAAAAAUGCGAUACCUUUGUCUCCCGACCUUUGUUCUGUCAUUUUUUUACGUAGCACUUAAAAUGCAAAACGAUAAAAGUUUAUUUAUUACGCCAGUCCGCAAACGAUUGACCAUAUUGUUUAGCGGCGCGGCAGCUAGAUUGCGAUUAUGAUUAUGAUUGAGAUGAUUCUGCAACGCAGUGAUUUAGGUUUAAAGAAAAAGAUCCUUGUAGCGAGGAGAGAGCGAUUCUCUGUGUUUUUGUAUUAUGGCUUGCCCUCGGAGCACAGAAAACCACAAAAAUGAAAACCCAAACAAACACACAACGCAAACUAACAACAUGUACAUUUACAUUUGACUAAUUUCAGCGCUUAACUUACAAAAUAAAUAUUAGUUUCCCAAUUAAAA
Molecule: messenger RNA, 2442 nt
Organism: Drosophila ficusphila
Lineage: Eukaryota; Metazoa; Arthropoda; Insecta; Diptera; Drosophilidae
Gene: hfp
Product: poly(U)-binding-splicing factor half pint
Exons: 5
Coding region: 128-2041 (637 amino acids)
Biological process (GO): regulation of alternative mRNA splicing, via spliceosome; mRNA splice site recognition; alternative mRNA splicing, via spliceosome
Cellular component (GO): catalytic step 2 spliceosome; precatalytic spliceosome
Molecular function (GO): RNA binding
Source: RefSeq, a predicted model, not a curated record